AGAAUUGAAACACUUUACACCAACGUCUGCCUAUCCAUUGGCUUCCCCAAAAGAAUUGGUUGGUUGAGGUUCUAAAAGAUGAAGCCGGCUGCAGCAGCUCUCAUACUUUGUGUUUUGUUGUUGGUGGUGGUGCAGCUGCAGCUGGGUUCUGGGCAGGAUGGUGAUGAACUAGAUAUUGAUGAGGUCUAUAUUGUCUACUUUGGGCAGCAUAGCGGGGAGAAAACACACUAUGAGAUAGAGGAUACCCAUCACUCUUAUCUCUUCUCUGUAAAAGACUCUGAAGAACAAGCCAGGGCUUCCCUUCUUUACAGUUACAAGCACACCAUCAAUGGAUUUGCAGCAUUGCUUACCCCCAACCAAGCCUCCACACUCUCCGAGUUGGAGGAAGUGGUGUCUGUGUUUCGAAGUUAUCCGAGAAAGCACACCAUGCACACAACAAGAUCCUGGGAAUUUGUAGGUUUAGAUAUUGAGGAGCUUGAUCAUGAUCAUCUCAUGAACAAGCCAAAUGCUACAAGUGAUAAUCAUGAUCUAUUAAUGAGAGCCAGAUAUGGAAACGGAGCCAUUGUUGGUCUCUUAGACAAUGGUGUAUGGCCCGAAUCCAAAAGCUUUAGUGAUCAACAAAUGGGACCCAUUCCUAACUCAUGGAAAGGGAUCUGCCAAACCGGCCAAGAUUUUGAGUCCUCACACUGCAACAAGAAGUUGAUUGGAGCAAGAUACUACCUUAAAGGGUACGAGCAACGCUACGGGCCUCUGAACACCACUAUAGACUACCGAUCCCCCCGAGACAAGGACGGGCACGGGACCCACACCGCAUCCACGGUUGGCGGCCAAAGGGUCGCUGAAGCCUCCGCACUAGGCGGCUUUGCGCUUGGAACUGCCUCCGGAGGGGCGCCGUUAGUUCACUUGGCCAUAUACAAGGUCUGUUGGGCGAUCCCUCAUCAGGGAAAGGAGGAAGGAAACACGUGUUUCGAGGAGGACAUGCUGGCUGCAAUCGACGAUGCCAUUGCAGACGGGGUCAAUGUCCUCAGCAUAUCUAUCGGGACAUCAAAGCCCACUUCUUACGAGCAUGAUGGAAUCGCCAUAGGUGCCCUGCAUGCAAUUAAGAACGACAUUGUGGUGGCGUGUAGUGCGGGAAACGAGGGCCCCACCUCUGGCACAUCCUCGAACAACGCACCGUGGAUCAUCACGGUUGGGGCGAGUAGUGUGGACAGGGCAUUCACCGCUCCUCUUACUCUCGGAAAUGGAAUCACACUUGAGGGACAAACAGUAACACCAUACAAAAUGGAGAAGAAAAUGUACCCUUUAGUAUAUGCAGCACAAGUGAGCUCCAACACUGUGCCUAAAAAUGCUACUACCGAUGGGCAAUGCUUACCCGGGUCUCUAGAACCAGAGAAAGUGAAAGGGAAGAUUGUGAUGUGCAUGAGGGGGCAAGGGACCAGAGUAGGAAAGGGCUAUGAGGUAAAAAGGGCUGGUGGCGUCGGCUUCAUAUUAGGGAACAGCCUAGCCAAUGGAGCCGAGUUAACAGUUGAUGCCCAUGUUCUUCCUGCAACAGCACUAGACUCAGAAAGUGCAAUUCAGAUACUCAAAUACAUCUAUGCCACUGAAAACCCAACUGCAUAUAUCGCACCAGCAAAAACUAUACUUAACCAUAAACCAGCCCCUUUCAUGGCUGCCUUCUCCAGCCGCGGUCCAAACCCAAUCACACCCGACAUUCUCAAACCUGACAUCACAGCUCCUGGUCUCAACAUCUUAGCAGCAUGGAGUGAGGUUUCAUCGCCCACAAAGCUGGAAGAUGAUGCAAGGAGGGUUAAAUAUAACAUUCUUUCUGGAACUUCCAUGUCUUGCCCUCAUGUUGCAGCAGCUGCUGCUCUUCUGAAAGUUAUACAUCCCACUUGGAGUAGUGCUUCCAUAAGAUCUGCCCUUAUAACUUCAGCUGGAUUGACAAACAACAAGGGCAUGUUCCUGACCGAUGCAUCUGGGCAUAAACCAGCUGACCCUUUCCAAUUUGGGUCGGGGCACUUCAGGCCGACAAAGGCAGCUGAUCCAGGGCUAGUUUAUGAUGCUUCCUAUACAGAUUACCUACUUUUCCUAUGUAGCAAUGGAUUGACAAAUAUUGAUCCUUCCUUCAAGUGUCCAGAACUAUCUCCAUCAUCAAACAACCUAAACUACCCAUCUAUUGCAAUCUCGAAGAUCAGUAAUAAUGAGACGGUGAUCAUAAACAGGACUGUCACUAACAUGGGAGAUGGAAAGAGCGUUUACUUGGCGAAAGUGAGGUCACCUGCAGGAUUCAGCGUGAAUGUUUCACCAUCGACGUUGUUCUUCGAAGGUAUUGGAGAGAAGAAGACCUUCACAGUAACAGUUAGACCACGACAAGGUGGAAGGAAAGUAGAUUACAACACACAGUAUUCUUUUGGAUGGCUCACUUGGAGUGACGGCGUCCACAUUGUUCGGAGUCCAAUUGCAGUGUCUUCGUCUUCGUCCGCUUAGUAUUUUCUCUUAUAAUCUAUUUGUUAAUUAGAUAUAUGAUCAAUGGUAUCAAGGAAAAAUUAAAUGUUUUCCUGGUCGUCUUGCUCUACAAACAUCAUAACUAUCCCAAUUCCAAAAUUAUGUAUGAAAUCGUAAUGGAAAAAGGUUAUCCAAGA
Molecule: messenger RNA, 2642 nt
Organism: Impatiens glandulifera
Lineage: Eukaryota; Viridiplantae; Streptophyta; Magnoliopsida; Ericales; Balsaminaceae
Product: subtilisin-like protease SBT5.6
Exons: 6
Coding region: 79-2487 (802 amino acids)
Biological process (GO): proteolysis
Molecular function (GO): serine-type endopeptidase activity
Source: RefSeq, a predicted model, not a curated record